Castor canadensis (American beaver) is the source of this 4661-nucleotide messenger RNA. It is a transcript of the gene Ppp2r2d, whose product is annotated as protein phosphatase 2 regulatory subunit Bdelta. The record is from RefSeq and is a predicted model, not a curated record. Lineage: Eukaryota; Metazoa; Chordata; Mammalia; Rodentia; Castoridae. Gene Ontology annotation, cellular component: protein phosphatase type 2A complex. Gene Ontology annotation, molecular function: protein binding; protein phosphatase regulator activity.
UGACAUCAUCUCAACUGUGGAAUUUAACGGCUCUGGAGACCUUCUUGCCACAGGAGACAAGGGCGGCAGAGUUGUUGUUUUUCAGCGGGAGCAAGAGGUCAGUAAUUCGCAGUCCACACACCAAACGGAAUCGCCCAGCCCUGCCUGUGUCCUUGCAGGAAAGGAAGCAUUAUUUCCAGUGCUGCAUUCCCUUACAUUGAGUCUCGUCACACUACCCACGUAGAGGCUUCUUGCAGAGAUGAAUGAGCAGAUCUCCACACUGCAAGCUGUCCUGAGAACCCAGUGCCUUCAUCUGGAUGGGGUUGGUGAUGACCUGCUCACUGGUUAACAGUGAGCAGAUGAAAGGUGGAAUAUGUGUGCUUUCAUCUGGAGGUAGCUAAAGGGGUUAUCUGUGUAACACCCUGGCAUCUGCAGGGUACUGAGCAGCUGGGCUGCACCUGCUGGUUGGGGUGGGGGACGGGGGAGACAGGCUUAACAGAUUCCUAGAGAUGAGCAGCUCUCACUCCUCCACCCCCAAAGCUUUCCUGUCAGAAGGACAGGGAAUUGGAGGAGCCACAGGUGAACUGUUUCCUAAACACUGGGUUUUUAGGACAUUUCUCUUUGGGGGAACAAGGGCACUUGUCACAAAUAAGAGAAUGGCAAAUAGGACCAGGCUGUGAGCCGCCUCAGAGUUCUUAGUGGUGAUAAAGGAAGAUAGGUCACUAUCUGUUAUGCAAGGGUGCCAGUGGGAACCAGCCUGGGCCUCUGUAAAUUACUGGUCUUGCUUUUUCCUUAACCGAUUAUAAGAUAGGUCCUGCUCUUCCUCCAUCUCUAAAUACUGGUCUCUGAACUUUUGUGGUAAGGUUUUUGUUCAGAGGCUGGUGGACUGUGUUCCACAUAGGUCAUCUUUGCAGAAGACAGAAGUAUUCUGCACAGGCCCCACUGCUGUAGAAGAGAGCUUUUGAGGAUCUGUAGCAGGACCUGGUCCUCCUCCCUGUGUGCUGUAAGCUUGCUUGGUUAAUUGGGAAAGGUGGACAGGGUGCUAAUAAGUCUCGUUAUCAAAGGACGCCUGUUGCAGCUUUAACUUUGAUUAUGUUCGUGUUAGAUUUUUUUUAAGUCUUGUUUUCCCCGAUUUGGGAUAGUGAGAAAUUCUUUUGUGAAUAAAAUAAGUGUUUUUUUCAUUAAUCUUUCUAAAUCUUCCCAAUUUUGGAUAAGUUUUUUCUUAUCCAAAGGGAGACGAUCACACAGCACUACUUAAAGCAUACGCCUUAGCACACAACCAUUAGCAAGCUCUUGGAUCCAAGACUUGACCUUUACUCCCUAUAGAAGUUUGCCACUAUGGUGACAUGCCUAUGGAAAGUGGCCAUCCCCUGGCCCCUCACAGGUUGUAGGCUAGCAGGUGAAGUUGCCCUGUUUUUGUGGACCAUUGCUUGAGCCAGAAAGAAUUGGCUUCAAAUAUAAAAGGAAUUAAGAUAAAAGUCAAACAUCUUGUUCUAAAAUAUAAUGCAUAUUGCAGAGUGUUGAGCACCUCAGUAGGGUGAGCUAAGUCAUGGUGUGAAGAGACAGUCCCAGAACUGAUGUCUCAGCUGUCAGCUGUGGGACAUCUUGGCAGUCAGUUGUUUGGAGUCAAGAGUGACUUUAUUGUGUGUGUGGAGAGGCGCAGGGAGAGUAUUUAAAGAGCAUUAACCCCAUAACAUAGCACACAGGAAAACCACAUGGCACAAGGAUUCCCAUCUUUUGCUGGUGAGCACUGGACUUGAGGGCUGUGCAGAAUGUAGAAAUGGGUGUAGUGAAGAGUCUCAGCUAGUCUUUUGGGAUGUCUUCUUAGAGUAUUUGCUCCCAAUUCAGAAACAUAAAGAAGCUCCUGUCCAGGCAUGAAGAUUCGUUCAGUUCAAUUCCGUUGGCAGACAUGCUAAGGUAAUACCAUAUACAUUUAAGGUUUUUAUUUCUAUUUAUUUUUUUGGCAGUACAGUAGAGUUUCAGCUCAUGGCUUCAUGCUUGCUAGGCAGAUACUCCACCACUUGAGCCACUGUCUGCCCCAUGUAACCUUUUAGACAUUGAUUAUAGAGCAAGAAUCAAAGAGUAAAAGAAAGGAAACCGUUGGGAUGCAGAGGACCCCUCCGUACACCACUUCUUUCUUUCACCUUUCUGUCCUCUCACUUGAUUGCCCCUGACCCUCCCAGCAUUGCCAUUACUUUGAAGAUAGUUACAUUUUCCCAAGUGUGUUUUUCUUCUUUUCUGUAACUUACAGAAUUGAGUUUUUGUGUGUGUUAAAAAUGUACAUGAGCAGCACUUACCAUGGGUAUUUUUUUGCAGUUUCUUCUGGUACUUAAAGGACUCAUAGGAUCUGUCUGCAUGGGUCCCUGUAUUUAGCUGCUGCAUGGUUUGCAUGCAUGGCUCUGCCCUGCCACAGAGGCUGGCACUGCAUCCAUCUUCCUGUGAGCUGGCUCAGCUGGCUGUCCUUCAGCGAGCCCAGGUCAACAGCCUGGUGCCUCUGCAGGCCCCACACCUCCUUCAGAGAGCCAAGCCUCUGUCACUGCUUAUGGCAGAAGCAGUCAGCAAGACACAUCCACAGCAAGCCCAACCAUGUUCUGGCAAAGCCAAUUCUAUGUAGCAGCCACCUUGGGCAGACCCUGCCAAAUAGACUCCUGGUAGACUCCCGGAGCUGGGGUACAGGAGUGAAAAAUGCUGUAUUUGUUCCAAAAUAAAAGCCGCCCUCAUUCUAAGGGAGAAUAUAAUGUUUACAGUACCUUUCAAAGUCAUGAACCAGAAUUUGACUAUUUGAAAAGUCUGGAAAUUGAGGAAAAAAUUAAUAAAAUUAGGUGGUUACCACAACAGAAUGCUGCUCAUUUUCUACUUUCUACAAAUGAUAAGACUAUUAAAUUAUGGAAAAUAAGUGAACGGGAUAAAAGAGCAGAAGGUUAUAACUUGAAAGAUGAAGACGGACGACUUCGAGACCCGUUUAGAAUUACAGCACUACGGGUUCCAGUAUUGAAGCCCAUGGACCUUAUGGUAGAAGCAAGUCCACGACGAAUUUUUGCAAAUGCUCACACGUAUCAUAUCAAUUCCAUUUCAGUAAAUAGUGAUCAUGAAACAUAUCUUUCUGCAGAUGACCUGAGAAUUAACCUAUGGCAUUUAGAGAUCACGGAUAGAAGUUUUAAUAUCGUGGAUAUCAAGCCUGCCAACAUGGAGGAGCUGACGGAAGUCAUCACGGCCGCUGAGUUCCACCCACACCAGUGCAAUGUGCUUGUCUACAGCAGCAGCAAAGGGACCAUCCGACUGUGUGACAUGCGCUCCUCAGCCCUGUGCGACAGGCACUCUAAGUUUUUUGAAGAGCCUGAAGACCCCAGCAGUAGGUCCUUCUUCUCAGAAAUAAUUUCAUCCAUAUCCGAUGUCAAAUUCAGCCAUAGUGGCCGGUACAUGAUGACCAGAGACUACCUGUCGGUGAAGGUGUGGGACCUUAAUAUGGAGAGCAGGCCUGUCGAGACCCACCAGGUGCACGAGUACCUGCGAAGCAAGCUGUGUUCUCUGUAUGAGAAUGACUGCAUCUUUGACAAGUUCGAGUGCUGCUGGAAUGGUCCAGACAGUGCCAUUAUGACGGGGUCCUACAACAACUUCUUCAGGAUGUUUGAUAGGAACUCCCGGAGGGACGUCACACUGGAAGCGUCAAGAGAGAACAGCAAGCCCCGAGCCAGCCUAAAGCCCCGGAAGGUGUGUGCAGGUGGCAAGAGGAAGAAAGACGAAAUCAGUGUGGACAGUCUGGACUUCAACAAGAAGAUCCUGCACACAGCCUGGCACCCCACGGACAACAUUAUUGCCGUAGCUGCCACAAAUAACUUGUACAUAUUCCAGGACAAAGUCAACUAAAGCCAACUGAGGGAACACGCCCUGUCAUACGUAGUCGUUUCCGAAGAAAGGCAGUAUCGUCCUCUCCUCUAAGAACAGUGACGCACUUCCCUUCGCUUGGCAGACGUGGGAGAGGCGGCCUCGGCUGCGGUCCUGCGGGGAGAGGUGGGUGCUGCUCUAGGGAAAAGCCCACUUGAAGAAUUGCUGGGCAUUGUUCAGUAGAGACCAUUGCUCAAAAUAAAUGUAUUUAUUUAAGUCUGAGCCUUCCUUUCCAUUUAUAGUCCAAAAACUAACAUCUGAGAGAAAGGGUCUUGUCAAAUCUCUCUCUCCAGCUCUUCCCCUUCUCUGCCACCCCUGGGCCUUCACCUGGACAUGGUGUCCUCUCUGGCCUUGGAGCCGAGGUGGGCGUACCUAAGCACUGAUGCUUGGAUACGCCCCAGCAGCCUCAGGCAGCUUUACCUCCCUGUAGCCACUUCACACCUUCAGUGUGACCACUCAAUAAAAACAGUACACUACAAAGUGUUUUAAACUCAAUCAGAAGUGCUGUCUUUAUUUGCUGCAAUAUAAUGAGAUUAUGCAGAAUUAUUCUUUGGAACAGUGGAAAUGGCUGUCCUCUCAGCAGCAUGGUGGAAUAUGUGGAGGGUUCAAAUUCUAGCUUCCAAACUGCCCUUUGCCCUCUGUGGAAACAGUCCGUCUGCUACACCAGGUAAGGUCUGGGAAAAGCCUUAACGGAGUCCACCUCUGAAAAGAAAAUUACAAGGAAGAGCAACAGAGUUGCUCCCAUGAAAUUAACACUUGGUGUAAAGCAGGCCUUCAGUGCAGCACCCCUGAAAACA